AUGCCAUCAGCGACAGGAACCAAGCGCGUCAGAGGCGUCUCUGUCUUCCGGCCAUUCGUCUUUGGCAGUGAAGCCCAACCCUUCGACCCAGCCAAGAAACCUCCCCACGUCCCAGCAGACCACACGCACCAGUGGCGCGUAUUCGUGAAAGGCGUCAACGACGAAGACAUCUCCUACUGGCUCAAGAAAGUACAAUUCAAGCUCCACGAGACUUACGCCCAGAACGUGCGAACGAUCGAACAGGCCCCCUUCGAAGUGACCGAGACCGGAUGGGGUGAAUUCGAGAUCCAGAUCAAAUUAUACUUUGUUCCGGAGUCAACCGAGAAGCCACAGACCCUAUGGCAUAGCUUGAAGUUGCAUCCGUACGGGCCAGACGCGGAAGCGAAGAAAGAGCGCCGCGAGCUGGUGAUCAGCCAGAACUACGAGGAGGUGGUGUUCAAUGAACCCGUAGAGCAGUUUUAUGAGCUCUUGACGGGUGGCGCCGGGGCAGCAGGGCAGCCGCAGAAGGGGAAGAGUGGCAAGAAUACCAAGCAGUCGCAGCAGCAGCAGAAGGGAGUAAGAACGGCUGAGAUUCCGGCGAACUCGUCCGCGGAGAAUCCGUAUAGUCGGACGACGGAGAGUAGUGAAAUGGAUCGGUUGGGGGAGGCGAAUAAGACGGUUGAACGGAUGAUCAAAGAGGAAAGGGAACGGUUGAUUGAGCGGGAGAAGAAGUUGGCGGAGCUGCGUGCGAGUGAGGGCGUUCCGGCUACUACGAAGAAGCGUUAA
This is a messenger RNA of Aspergillus tubingensis, 765 nucleotides long. It is a transcript of the gene yaf9, whose product is annotated as YEATS domain-containing protein YAF9. Gene Ontology annotation, biological process: regulation of DNA-templated transcription. The record is from RefSeq and is a predicted model, not a curated record. Lineage: Eukaryota; Fungi; Ascomycota; Eurotiomycetes; Eurotiales; Aspergillaceae. The transcript is spliced from 3 exons. Bases 1 to 765 code for a protein of 254 amino acids.